AUGGCCAGGUCGCUAUCAUGGGAUAAUCUAAAGUAUGAACUUCAGCCAUGGAUCCGCACUGCGAUAGAUGCAAUGGGGUUUGAAAUUAUGACCCCAGUUCAGGCCUCUACUAUUCCGAUGUUCUCUGGGAACAAGGACGUUGUUGUGGAAUCUGUAACAGGCUCUGGUAAAACAAUAGCUUUUACUAUUCCAAUCCUUGAAAAGGUCGUCAAGGAGGUUUUAUCAGGCUCUCCGUUGAAGAGAGGGCAUUUCUAUUCACUAAUUAUAUCACCUACAAGAGAACUAUCAAAGCAAAUCCAGGACGUUGUGGAAGCGUUUUUGGCAUAUUAUCCCAGUGAAUCGUGUCCCAUAAAAUCACAACUUAUUGUGGGAACUAGCUCGUGCUCUGUUAGAGACGACGUCAGUAAGUUCUUGGAAAACGCGCCACAAAUUUUAAUUGGCACCCCAGGAAGAGUACUGGACUUUAUGAAAGCAUCUACUGUCAAAACUAGCUCUUGUGGUGUUGUUGUUUUGGAUGAGGCAGACAGAUUACUAGAUGUCAGCUUCGAAAAGGAUGUGGAAAGCAUACUUGGCAUGCUGCCCAAGCAAAGAAGGACAGGGCUCUUUUCAGCAACCAUAAGCAGUGCGGGCAACCAGAUUUACAGGACUGGUAUGCGCAAUCCAGUUAAAAUUGCUGUAAAGUCAAAAGUUCAGAACCCAGAAUCAUUACAAAUUAACUAUAUUGUCGUGAAACCCGAAGAAAAACUGCAUCAUCUUCUCAAUAUUAUUAAUAAUAUGAGGUACAGAAAAUGCAUCGUUUAUUUUCCAACUUGUCAGGCUGUGACAUACUUUUACUCAUUUCUCAAGCACCUUUCUGACAUCAGCAAAACGCGGGAUGACUUAGAAGUUUAUUCUUUGCAUGGAAAGCUACAGACAAACUCCAGAAUUGGAACGCUAGCUAAAUUUUCUACAAGUUUGAACAUAGCCGUUCUCUUGACAACAGACGUGGCUGCAAGAGGCAUUGAUAUUCCGGAGGUUGACUUGGUACUUCAAUUUGAUCCUCCCACAAACGCAGAAAUGUUUUUGCAUAGAUGCGGAAGAACGGGUCGAGCCAAUCGAGCCGGAAAGGCCAUCACUUUCAUAAACUGUGGAAGGGAAGAGGACUAUAUCGAUUUCCUUGGAGUCAAAAACAUAAGUCUUGGAGAGCUCGAAAUUAGUUUCAGGCCGGUCGACGAAUUGGGUGUAAUUUUUAAAAGUUGGGUGCUACAAGACAGGGCAAGGUUUGAGCAUGGCAUUAAAGCUUACGCGGCUUUUAUCCGCUAUUAUUCGAAACACUCUGCGUCGUCCAUUUUUCGCCUACAAUCACUUGACUACGUUGGUCUAGCAAAAUUAUACGGUUUAAUUCGCUUACCUCGUAUGCCAGAGAUAACGAAGUACAUGAGCGCAGAUGCCACACCCUCUGAGGGUUGGCUCAUUGAUCCGCCCCUCGACUUGGAUCAUUUCUCCUAUCUCAACAAACAAAUGGAAAGGGCGAGGCAGGAAGAAUUGAAAAAGACAAAGGAAAUAAGCGACAAAAAGAAGUUGAAGAGUGAGUUGAAGAAGAAAAAUGCAGCAUGGUCUAAUAAAACAACUUCGAAAGAGACACGGAAAGAGAGGAAGGUUAAAUUAGCCGAAAAACGAAAAGCCAUUGAGCAAAAAAUCGCAGAGGCUGGCAGCGAGGAUGAAAGUGACGGAGAGGAGGAUUGGAAAGAUUUGGUGCGGAGAAACAAGAAGGCGAAAACAUGCUCUCAAAUACAAGGUGACUUUUCGGAUUUGUAG
Molecule: messenger RNA, 1797 nt
Organism: Lachancea thermotolerans CBS 6340
Lineage: Eukaryota; Fungi; Ascomycota; Saccharomycetes; Saccharomycetales; Saccharomycetaceae
Gene: SPB4
Product: ATP-dependent RNA helicase SPB4
Exons: 1
Coding region: 1-1797 (598 amino acids)
Cellular component (GO): nucleolus
Molecular function (GO): RNA helicase activity; nucleic acid binding; ATP binding
Source: RefSeq, a predicted model, not a curated record